AUAACCAUUUCAUUUUCUUAACUAUCAACCCUUUUUUCUUUAACAUUUUUUUUAUCUUUUUUUUCUUAGAAGCUUUACAAUAGUCAAGCAUGCAAAGAACGAAAGCACAAACACUAGGGUUCUUGUAUCCUUUUCCAUUUAACCUCAACCCAUUGGACUCAAGCUACCCUUGAACCGUGUCUUCUGAGUGCCACUCUCAAAGGGUUAGUGAGAGAGGGAUAGAGAACGAAGAGCCAAGCUUCAACGAAGAGGGUUUUCUAGGCUUGCCUUCUUUCUCUUUCUUUCUCUCCAAAUAAUAGAAGAAAAGAAAAAGACCUCAAUUUUUAUAUUUCCUUUUCGCUACAGAGAGAAAGUUGAGACAUUGGGGCUUUAUCCUUUUGUCUCCUCUAUCUCUCUGUCUCUAUUUUUUUUAGCCUUUAAAGUUUCUCCUUUGGUUACUCUUUCAAGUAUAAGGUUGUUUCUGAGCGACCCAUUUCAUCUUUUGAGACCCUCUUUGGUUUGAAAAUUCUGGGUAGGAGAAUUGACUCUCAAAUUGUCAUGGGCGAAGCAAAUCGCUGAAUAAGGAGAAGGAACGAGUUUAAGGGUUUGAGGGAGAAGUUUUGGCUUGUUGGCGUGCUUUUGUUAAAGAGAAAAAGUGGCUUCUUUGAUGAGUUUUGGGGGGUUCUUAGACAACAACACAGGUAGUGGAGGUGCGAGAAACGUUUCAGAUAUUGCUUACAACAACGUUACCACUACCCACCACAACAACAACAACGAUAGAAUGCCCUUUGCUGCAAUCUCUCAGCCACGCUUAGUGACUACUACUCCCACUUUGGCUAAAUCCAUGUUCCACUCUCCAGGGCUAUCUCUGGCACUUCAAACCAAUGUUGAUGGGCAAGAGGAUGUGAAUAGAAUGGCUGAGAAUAGUUUUGAGCCUAAUGGUUUGAGAAGAAGCAGAGAAGAAGAGCACGAAAGCAGAUCUGGCAGCGAUAACAUGGAUGGUGCUUCAGGUGAUGAACACGAUGCUGCCGACAAUCCUCCAAGAAAAAAACGCUAUCACCGACACACUCCUCAGCAAAUUCAAGAGCUUGAAGCGUUGUUCAAGGAGUGUCCUCAUCCAGAUGAGAAACAAAGGUUAGAAUUGAGCAGAAGGCUUUGCUUGGAAACGAGGCAAGUGAAGUUUUGGUUCCAAAAUCGGAGAACCCAAAUGAAGACCCAAUUGGAGCGCCACGAGAACACACUUCUUAGGCAAGAGAACGACAAGCUUAGAGCAGAGAACAUGUCCAUUAGGGAUGCAAUGAGGAACCCCAUGUGUUCCAAUUGCGGGGGUCCAGCUAUUAUUGGUGAGAUUUCACUAGAGGAACAGCAUCUUAGGAUUGAGAAUGCAAGGUUGAAAGACGAACUUGACCGAGUUUGUGCUCUUGCGGGCAAGUUUUUGGGUCGCCCCAUUUCUUCAUUGGCAAACUCAAUUGCUCCUCCGUUGCCUAACUCAAGUUUGGAGCUUGGAGUUGGGGGCAAUGGUUUUGGUGGGAUCAACACUGUGCCUUCAACAUUGCCUGAUUUCACAGUGGGAAUGUCUAAUCCUCUAGCCAUGGUGUCUCCUACAAGUACUAGACCAAUGACUGUGGUGGCUGGCUUUGAUAGAUCAAUGGAGAGGUCUAUGUUUCUUGAGCUUGCUUUGGCUGCUAUGGAUGAGUUGGUGAAGAUGGCACAAACGGGUGAGCCUCUUUGGAUCAGGAAUAUUGAAGGUGGAAGAGACAUUUUGAACCAUGAGGAAUACAUGAGGACAUUCACUCCUUGCAUUGGGUUGAGACCCAAUGGUUUUGUAUCCGAGGCUACCAGAGAAAAUGGAAUGGUCAUCAUAAACAGCUUAGCUCUUGUUGAGACCCUUAUGGACUCGAAUCGAUGGGCAGAGAUGUUUCCUUGCAUCAUUGCUAGAUCUUCCACCACUGAAGUGAUAUCUAAUGGAAUAAACGGAACCAGAAAUGGUGCACUUCAACUAAUGCAUGCUGAACUUCAAGUUCUUUCGGCUUUGGUUCCGGUUCGUGAGGUGAAUUUCCUUCGGUUUUGCAAGCAGCACGCAGAAGGGGUAUGGGCUGUGGUAGAUGUGUCCAUAGAUACCAUCAGAGAAAGUUCGGGUGCACCAAGUUUUGUCAACUGCAGAAGGCUUCCUUCUGGAUGUGUGGUGCAAGAUAUGCCUAAUGGGUACUCAAAGGUGACAUGGGUGGAGCAUGCAGAAUACGAUGAGAGCCAAGUCCACCAGAUGUAUAGAUCGUUGUUGAGCUCAGGAAUGGGGUUCGGUGCACAACGUUGGGUGGCUACCCUACAACGCCAAUGCGAGUGUCUCGCCAUCUUAAUGUCCUCUGCAGCACCCUCGCGAGACCAUUCCGCAAUAACAGCGGGUGGGAGGCGUAGCAUGCUGAAGUUAGCGCAACGCAUGACGAACAAUUUCUGUGCGGGGGUGUGUGCGUCGACGGUGCACAAAUGGAACAAACUCAACGCCGGCAACGUCGACGAAGACGUCAGGGUUAUGACGCGGAAGAGCGUCGACGAUCCCGGCGAGCCACCUGGCAUUGUUCUCAGCGCAGCCACCUCUGUGUGGCUACCCGUUUCACCCCAAAGACUCUUCGAUUUCCUUCGCGACGAGACCCUCCGAAGCGAGUGGGACAUACUCUCCAAUGGUGGUCCCAUGCAAGAGAUGGCCCACAUCGCCAAGGGCCAAGACCAUGGCAACUGCGUCUCUCUCCUGCGAGCCAGUGCGAUGAAUUCGAACCAGAGUAGCAUGCUGAUACUGCAGGAAACAUGUAUAGACGCGGCAGGGUCGCUCGUGGUGUACGCGCCGGUGGAUAUUCCGGCCAUGCACGUGGUCAUGAACGGUGGUGAUUCGGCUUACGUGGCAUUGCUUCCUUCAGGGUUUGCCAUUGUCCCUGAUGGGCCCGGGUCACGUGGGCCGCAGAACGGGCCCACAACAACCACAAACGGCGGUGACAACAGUGGUGGGGCGGGUGUAAGUGGGUCCCUUCUAACGGUGGCGUUUCAGAUCCUUGUGAAUAGUCUUCCAACGGCCAAGCUCACGGUAGAGUCGGUGGAAACCGUGAACAACCUCAUCUCCUGCACAGUUCAGAAGAUCAAAGCCGCGCUUCAAUGUGAAAGUUAAUCGUCACGUGACCCGUUGAGGAUGUAUUGGGUUUUUUUUUCUUCUAAUUUUUUGGGGUUUUUGCAAAUUAACGCUGUAGCAGUGAAUGAAAGUUGGAAAACGUGUAAUGUAAUAGGUGGCGCGUGGGAAGGGGGUGGGGGUGUUUGAGUCAAGAACGAACCGCGCGUGGAAAAAAAAACCAGAAAAAAACUCCUUGCAUGGUGGUAAGGAUCCGAAAGCGGUUCGGGUCAAGUUCCUUAACACAAGGCAAGGGGUCGUGGUUCGGGUAUUGACUCGGGUUGACCUCAUGUUUGCUCCACAAGCUGAAAAACGAGAAAGCAAUAGAGGAAUGGAAAAAAAAAAGGAAAAGAAAAAAAAAGGUUUUGUUAGUAUUUAUUAAUUAAUUAUAAUGUUAUAUUAGCUUGUAUUGAUUUGG
Molecule: messenger RNA, 3551 nt
Organism: Abrus precatorius (Indian licorice)
Lineage: Eukaryota; Viridiplantae; Streptophyta; Magnoliopsida; Fabales; Fabaceae
Product: homeobox-leucine zipper protein ANTHOCYANINLESS 2-like
Exons: 9
Coding region: 647-3136 (829 amino acids)
Biological process (GO): regulation of DNA-templated transcription
Molecular function (GO): lipid binding; DNA binding; DNA-binding transcription factor activity, RNA polymerase II-specific
Source: RefSeq, a predicted model, not a curated record